Messenger RNA from Rhineura floridana, 1819 nucleotides. RefSeq names its product cysteine rich with EGF like domains 2 (gene CRELD2). The transcript has 10 exons. Gene Ontology annotation, molecular function: calcium ion binding. The record is from RefSeq and is a predicted model, not a curated record. Lineage: Eukaryota; Metazoa; Chordata; Lepidosauria; Squamata; Rhineuridae. Bases 204 to 1325 code for a protein of 373 amino acids.
CGAUGGAUUGGCUGCGGCGUGAACGGGGUGUGUUUAAAGUAGAAUUCUGAAUGGCUCCGGCGCGGAGCCGGUUGUCUAUGUGGCUUGUUAGUAGAAUCAUGGCCAAGCUGGGAAGAGCGGUUGCCAAGUGAGAGGGGGCGCGUGUGUGUAUCGCGCCAGCCAGGCGAGGGAAAAGGGGAGAAAGAAACGGGGCGCUCCCGACCAUGCUGCGUUCGCCUGUCUCUCAUUCUCGUCGGGCUGCGCGCAGGAUACCGUGGAGGUGGCCGAGCGCUGUCUUCGGUCCCCUUGCCCUUUUUUUUCUCGCGCUGUCUUCACCGGGUCUGGGCUCAGCUGAGGAACGGCUCCGACAGGCAUGCAAUACCUGCCGCGGGAUCACCGAGCGGUUCAGUAGGGGUUUAACGGAUACUGCAAAGAAGAACUUUGGAGGUGGCAAUACAGCUUGGGAAGAAAAAACAUUAUCAAAGUAUGAGUCCAGUGAAAUUCGUCUUGUAGAGAUAAUCGAGAACCUGUGUGACAGUAGUAACUUUGAAUGCAACAACAUGGUGGAAGAGCAUGAAGAACAUAUAGAAACCUGGUGGUUCAAAUGGAAGAAGAAAUAUCCUGAUUUGUUCAAGUGGUUUUGUAUAGAAACUAUUGAAGUUUGUUGUCCUGCUGGAACACAUGGACCAGAUUGUGUUGCUUGUCGUGGGGGAUCAGAAAGACCUUGCCAUGGAAAUGGCCAUUGUAAUGGCGAUGGCACCAGAGGUGGCGAUGGAUCAUGCAGCUGUAAAAAAGAAUACCAAGGAGAAUUUUGUUUGGACUGCUCUGAUGGCUACUACAACUCUCACAAAAAUGAUACACACUCUGUUUGUACAGCUUGUCAUGAUUCAUGUAAAACGUGCACUGGUGCAACUAAUGCAGACUGUAAGGAUUGUAAAGAAGGUUGGACCAGAAAUGAAGAAGCCUGUGUGGAUGUGUAUGAAUGUGCUGUAGAAGACUCUCCUUGCAGCUCUGACCAGUAUUGCUUAAACACAGAGGGCUCUUUCUCCUGCAAAGCAUGUGAUCUGAGCUGCCUGGGAUGCACAGGAGAAGGGCCCAACAAAUGUAAAAGUUGCAUAACCGGCUAUGAAAUGAAAGAUGAACAAUGCAUAGAUAUAGAUGAGUGUACCUUGUCAGAAACAGUGUGUGUAAGAGAAAACGAAAGCUGUGUUAAUACUCCAGGUGGUUACAAAUGUGCUUGCUCCGAGGGCUUUCAAGAUGAGGACGGCUCUUGUGUUCCAACUUUAAAAGCAGAAGAGGAGAUGCCAGCAAAUGUAUCUUCACCUGCUGCCCAUGAAGACUUAUGAUCUACAUUCCAAGACAACAGAUACUGAUAUCAAACCUUUAAGUUAUUGGACUGAACAGCUACUACCUGAGAAGAUGUAUAAAUGGUAUUAAAUAAGUUCAGGUUGCCAGUAUGAUUAUCUUUGGAAAUGGAUGAUGACUUGCCCUUUAAACUGCAUUUCUUUGUUAAAAAUAAACAAUUGUUACUUUUUUAUACUGCCAUUAAACUAUCUUAGUAGAAGUUGUUGGAGAAACAUACAUUUCAACAUUUUUUCAGGGUAACUGAUUAAAGUGAAUGACGUAUUGCUGAGCCCUGCAAAAAGAAAUGCUCCAAGUGUAAAAGAAAAUGAAUUGGUGAAUACUUUUAGAUCUGGAUGGUUUUUCUAUGACUAGCACUUGUCUUUUCAAUACUGGUAAAGGGAGAACUGGUUUUAUGGAAAAGGCUGCUCUUGUAAAUGAAAACUGAAUGUCAAGUGUGGCAUUCAAUAAAGAUUUAUUUUGACUGCUUUGUACUUUG